AUGAAGCAAAGAAGUCUCCUCCGACUAUCACAACGUCUCAAACUUCCCUCCUCAGUUCGCUACCUCCCCUCCUUCCCACGCCACAAAUCCACGUCCAAUAAGCCAGGUCACCAAGCUCACCCCAUAGGUGACUACUACGCCUCAAUCCUCACCUCCUCCUCCCCAGAAAUAUCCUCUACACCUCCCACCACCGCGUCUCCUUCAAAUCCACCCAUAACCUCAUCUUCAACCCCUUCUCACUCCUCAGCAAGUGGCGCAGAACCGGGACCCUCAAUCCUCUUCUCCUCACGUCUAUCCUCCCCUUUAGAGCGACGCUCCGAGAUCCUGCGCAAAAGUCAACGAAUAGCCGGAGUCCUUGUUCCGCCACGCCCAGAAGAACCAGAUAAUUGCUGUAUGAGCGGCUGUGUGAAUUGUGUGUGGGAUCGCUACCGGGAUGAGAUUGAGGAAUGGGCUGCUGCGAAGAAGGAGGCGGAUAGGGCUUUGAAGAAAGAACGGAAGAAGAAGAGUGCUGCCGCUCUUGCCGAGGCGGCUGCGAGUAUGGAUGAUGAUGGGGCUGGGAGUGAGGGGAAUUGGGAUGUGGGAGGGGAGGAAAAGGGCGACGAUCUGUUUGAGGGGAUUCCUGUAGGCAUAAGGGCUUUUAUGGUGCAGGAGAAGAAAUUGAAGGAGAAGCAUAUGAGGGAAAAGGCAGCGGGGUAA
Molecule: messenger RNA, 696 nt
Organism: Sclerotinia sclerotiorum 1980 UF-70
Lineage: Eukaryota; Fungi; Ascomycota; Leotiomycetes; Helotiales; Sclerotiniaceae
Exons: 1
Coding region: 1-696 (231 amino acids)
Cellular component (GO): mitochondrion
Source: RefSeq, a predicted model, not a curated record